AUGGUUCUCAAGACUGAGCUAUGCAGAUUCAGUGGCCAGAAGAUUUAUCCUGGUAGGGGUAUUAGAUUCAUCAGAUCUGAUUCACAGGUGUUUUUGUUUGCAAAUUCCAAAUGCAAAAAGGUACUUUCACAACAAGCUGAAGCGUCAAAGCUUACAUGGACCGCGAUGUACCGAAAGCAGCACACGAAGGGUCUUGCGCAAGAGGCUGUGAAGAAGAGGCAUCGUGCAACCAAGAAGCCGUAUUACAGGGCUAUUGUGGGAGCUACUUUGGAAGUUAUUCAGAAGAAGAGAAGUGAGAAACCUGAAGUUCAUGAUGCUGCUAGAGAGGCCGCUCUUCGAUAA
This is a messenger RNA of Helianthus annuus (common sunflower), 342 nucleotides long. Its product is annotated as 60S ribosomal protein L24-2-like. The record is from RefSeq and is a predicted model, not a curated record. Gene Ontology annotation, biological process: cytoplasmic translation. The transcript has 5 exons. Lineage: Eukaryota; Viridiplantae; Streptophyta; Magnoliopsida; Asterales; Asteraceae. The coding region runs from base 1 to 342 and encodes 113 amino acids. Gene Ontology annotation, cellular component: cytosolic large ribosomal subunit. Gene Ontology annotation, molecular function: structural constituent of ribosome; mRNA binding.